CGCGCUCUUCUUCCGCUCUCUUUGGUGAGCUGCGCAAGCUUUUCCCCCGCCCGGAUGGAGUUGUGUUCCGGUACGCUUGCGCAAAGCCUGGCGUUCUGUCUGGUUCCGUUUCCGGUGUCGACCAGAGUGACUCCAGUUCCUAGUAGUUGGACGUCACGGUUGGUGGGCCGCAACUUGCAAGAUGCUGCGGAAUCUGCUGGCUCUCCGACAGAUUGCCCAGAGGACCAUCAGCACUGCUUCACGCAGGCAUUUUGAAAAUAAAGUUCCACAGAAACAAAAGCUGUUUCAGGAGGACGAUGGGAUUCCAGUGCAUCUGAAGGGCGGGGUAGCGGAUGCCCUCUUGUAUAGAGCCACUAUGUUUCUUACAGUUGGUGGAACUGCAUAUGCCAUAUAUGAGUUGGCUAUGGCAUCAUUUCCCAAGAAGCCGGAAUGACUUCAGUCAAACCAGCAAUCACGUGGCUCAGUUUCAUUCAGCUCUCUGGACCAGUAAUGUUAUAAAUAACUGAGCUCUUCUUUGAGGAUCAAUAUUUAUUGAGUUGUACUAACUGCCACCAAUAAAGCAGUCUUUACCAUU
Messenger RNA from Cavia porcellus (domestic guinea pig), 574 nucleotides. Its product is annotated as cytochrome c oxidase subunit 7A2, mitochondrial. Lineage: Eukaryota; Metazoa; Chordata; Mammalia; Rodentia; Caviidae. The record is from RefSeq and is a predicted model, not a curated record. The transcript is spliced from 4 exons. Gene Ontology annotation, biological process: mitochondrial respirasome assembly; mitochondrial electron transport, cytochrome c to oxygen; regulation of oxidative phosphorylation. The coding region runs from base 182 to 433 and encodes 83 amino acids.